This is a messenger RNA of Bipolaris sorokiniana ND90Pr, 797 nucleotides long. RefSeq lists its product as uncharacterized. Lineage: Eukaryota; Fungi; Ascomycota; Dothideomycetes; Pleosporales; Pleosporaceae. The transcript is spliced from 2 exons. Bases 94 to 711 code for a protein of 205 amino acids. The record is from RefSeq and is a predicted model, not a curated record.
AUUCAAAAUAGCAUCGACCCAUAAAAUCACUCUCCUCACUACCUCCACGAACCACGCAUAGCUGGAAUCACAGUCACGCACAACACGUUCACAAUGCACUUCACUACUCCAGCCCUCGUUGCUCUGCUCGCUGCCCCUCUGGCCGUGGCCGCCCCAACUCAGGCAUCUGAUUACAAAGAGAGCUGCAAGAAGGACUUUGACAAGGUGUGGAACUCACACGAUGACAAGUGGUGGAAGAAGGAAAAGACCUUCUACUUUGACGCUGAGUAUGUCGUAAAGGCCACUCCCGACCAAGUCAUUGCCAACAGCGGCGUUCCUACACCCGGUGAGAACGGUGCACGCGGCCUUUUCAAGUACGGCAUCAAUGUCGCAGAGAAUGUAAUCUGCUACAACAUUACCCUCAGCGGCGUGACUGGCCAAUAUCAGAGCCCAGCGAUUACCGCGACACACAUCCACGAGGGCGUCAAGGGCAAGCCCGGCCCCCCUCGCCUGGCCUUCCCUAACCCCACUGGUCCCGACUACCGCCGUAACUCUGUCGGAUGCUUGAAGGGCCCCUUCUUCGUCAACGUAACCAACCCAGCGACCGGUAAAGACCAAGCCGAUGGCUUCCACGUCUCCCAGAUUGUAAAGAACCCCAAGGGUUUCUUUACCGACUCGCAUACCUCCAAUUUUACUGCUGGCGCUGUUCGCGGGCAGCUUCCUGGCUACUAAACGCGAUAUUUCGGGGUCUGCGAGCAUGAGAAGUCGUGGAUCAGAAGUGUGUGUGAGGAUAGACGAGAAAAUUCAUCAAGCUCAGU